GCAUUCGUAGAGUGCACACGAAUAUCAUCUAAGCCCCUAGCGGACGGCGCGACGUUUCAUUAACCUACAAACGAAAUAAAAUGUAGUCAUUGACGUAAAUGUUGAUGAGUAGAAAAGUUUUUGUGAACUUGUAUUAAUGAUGAGCGAGGGUUUCCGAGUCGGUAGUAACUUUGUGAGUGUACUGCAAACUAUUAGGGAAUAUCAAGAGUUUUUUUCUUUUAAAGGUUGUGUUUAUAUUUGUGGUUGUGAGCGAUGUGUCCGAUUGUAAAAGUGGGAUGUUUCUUCCGCAUUACGAUCCCGGCACCGCCGACCGCAGCUGAACGAAUUGAUAGUUUAAUAGCAAAUAUUACGAACAAUAGUCCGAAUGUAAUUUAUUAAUGUUAGUGUUAUUAUUAGCUAGAAAAUAUAACAAAAUGUAUAGUGAAGUGUGCAUACAAAGGACACUGAUCGCGUUCUUCCUGCUAGCCACGACGAAUGCGCCGUCGGCGACGCAAAACACAGUUAUUUCAGGGGUGGUAACAUCGCCUGUAGCCGCGACGGUGACGCGAGUACCAGCGAUCGUCGGCGGCGAGGCAGACAUGCCCUGUGACAUCAGACCACCGAUGCACAACGACAGUCUACUUCUCGUAGUCUGGUACCGAGAUGAUAAUCCUGUGUACAGUUACGACACUCGAGUACCAGGCCCAUCAGCACAUUGGGUGGACGAGGCUUACAUUGGUCGCGCCCACUGGCACAGCGUACCCAGUGCUGGGCUGAAGAUGCUAGAGAUCAAAGGAAGAGAUCGCGCCAUCUACAGGUGUCGUGUGGACUUCCAUGUGUCUCCCACCAGAAACUAUAAGAUCGCACUUGAUGUUAUAGAGCUUCCAAGUAAACCUGUCAUCUUCGAUGAGUACGGGAAAGAAAUAUCAGGAACAGCGGGUCCCUACCACGAAGGAGGAGAAUUCAAACUGAUAUGCUCCGUUAAAGGAGGUUACCCGACGCCCCGGAUUCAGUGGCUUCAAGGUGACACCGUGUUGGCUACGUUGAGUGCUGGGGACUACUCGCCACCUAUAAGGACCUUGACCUUGGUCGUUAGAAAUGCAACGAGAGCGCAUUUAGCAGCUCUGUAUACUUGCACUGCUGAUAACACGUUAUUAGCUGCGCCACAGAAGACUACUGUGAAAAUUGAUUUGUUUUUAAAACCACUAGGAGUAGAAAUACUUUCGAGGGAGCAGCCUCUGUCUGUCGGUAGGAAGUCAGAGCUGUGGUGUAAGACGAUGGGGGCGAGACCUCCAGCCACCAUCACGUGGUGGCUUGGUGGCAAGAGACUAGAAGCCAUCACUAAAGAUUCGGGUGUUGCGGAAGCGAACGAGACCGAAUCGUUACUACAAUGGAUGCCAUCAAAAGACCAUAAUGGUCAAGUUCUUACGUGCAGAGCGGAACAUCCGAACUUCAACCAUUCUAGCAUUGAAAGCAAACUGCAGUUGAACGUGUAUUAUAUGCCAGAAGCAAAGAUUCACCUUGGGGCUAAGAUGAACCCGAAUGACAUUGAGGAGGGUGAUGACGUGUACUUCGGCUGUAAGGUGGAUGCCAAUCCGCCUGCCUACAAAGUUGUUUGGGAACAUAAUGGUGUUCUACUGCAACACAAUCCUGCGAACGGUGUUAUACUGACGGGAAACACAAACCUGGCACUACGGAACGUGUCCAGACUUCAGGCGGGCCAGUAUACGUGUACCGCUUCCAACGUCGAAGGGGACGGCAAGUCGCCAUAUUUGCAUAUGCAAGUUGUUUAUAGACCAUUAUGCCAAAGAAAAGAGAUGAAGAUAAUAGGAGCAGCUUUACAAGAGCCUACAACAGUCACGUGUGAAGUCGACGCCUUUCCACCACCAGACACCUUCGAAUGGACCCUCAAUAACUCAGCAGGUUCCAUCAAAGUUGACCCUGACCGUUUCACAGUAGAAGGAAAGGAGGGCAAGUCUCUGCUGACGUAUACACCGGUGUCCGAUGUCGACUACGGGACGUUAUCGUGUCGAGCAACGAACUUAGCUGGGCAGCAAGUGACGCCGUGUGUUUACACACUACUGCCGGCGACGAGGCCAGAUCCGCCCACCAAUUGUACUGUGUACAACCUGACUGACGAUUCGCUGGACCUUAUGUGUUUACCAGGUUACGAAGGCGGUCUCCAAUGCAUUUACAUAGUGGAAGUGUGGGCUGCAGAAGGUUUGGUAGUCAACGCAAGUAAUGCAGGUGCAUUAUGGAAUCUAAGAAGACUUGGAGCCAACAGGCAGUUGCGUCUGAUAGUGUACGCAGCUAAUGCAAGAGGACGAUCUGAACAUGUCACCUUUCCUGUGGAAACUGCGGUCAGAUUGGCUCCGAGAACUGAACCGCAAGAAGCAUGGGAAGUAAAUUGGGCAGUCGGCGUGUUCCUCGGUGCUGCGUUGACCAUCGCUUUUGUUCUAUGCCUCGCUCUCAUCGCAACGAAGCUACGUCAGAGAUCACGAGAUUAUGAAGUAACACUACCUUCGAUAAAGAAUCAGAAAGUGAUCGUGCAGAAGAGGAAUUCUCCUCAAAAUGCUGAUGACAAGAACCCUGACCUUAUCCCGUUAAGCAAAGGUGUUGCAGAAGCCCCUCCAGAUCCGCCCUUGUAUUCUGCAAUUGCUCAGCCAAAAAAUUCAAACAGCGCGCACAGCUUGCAACGUACACAGACGCCGGUGACGCCCAUCUCAUCCCACGCACAUUAUACUGAUAUGCAGAAUGAUUCCGGUCGAGGGAUGAUCAACGGUGCAAUGAGGUCACAUCGAGAGAUUGUCACCACAAGGACACCGUUGUUAGCGGCGCAUCAAGAAAGCUGUGUAUAAAAGCCAUAUCCAUUUUCAUUUCAUACCUACAUUCUUGUAUAUGUGAAAAAAAAGUUGAUAUUGUUAUCUGAUUUUAAUUCGAUUCGCAAUAACAAUAAUGCGUUCUAGCAGUUAUAAAAUUAAGACAUGACUGAUGAACAAUUAUUAAGUAAAGAAGAUUAUUAGAAAAAUUAUUGAAAUAAAUGGUUUUAAUGAUAUAAUAUUAGUUAGAUACUCUUUAAGAGAAUGUCGGACGGCUCUAAGCUCCUUUAGGAUACAUAGACAUAAGUACCAAACUGUAAAUAUAAGUAAUAAAUACAUAUAAAAAUUGUGUUUCGAUAUUCACAUACGGAAUUUCAUUUCGCAAUGCACUAAUAGAAGAUUUAAAUGUAAUUAUUACAAUUAAAUAAAAUGUAAAAAGUUAACGUCAUACAUACAUAAGUGUCAAUAAAUUAUUUAAUUUUGAUUAAUAAACAAUAUUAAGGCCAGUCCAUUUUUUUUAAUUUUAAUUACUUUUAUAUUGUAUAUUAAUUCGCGUUGCAAAUUAAAUAGUUGUCAAUUAAUUAAAAUUUUAAUUAAUUAUGCCUGUGAUUUAUUGAAAUGGCGGAAUGACAAAAGUUAAGUUCUCAUUACGAUCAAUUUAAGCAUUAAUUUAUUAUUAUUUAUUUAGUACAUAAUUAAGUUUUAAUACAUUUGUUUAUUAUGUUAUCAGCUCACUCAGGUAACUGUUUGACGAGGAACUUGACUAGUUUCUAGCCAUGCAUAUGACACAGACAUAUGAUGCGGCGACUAUCGCGCUGCUACUGAGUACUCUAGCAUGGCUUAAAACUAGUCGAGUUCCUUGUGAAACAGUUACGUGUGUAAGCCGAUAACACAAUAAUUAAUUUCGUAAGUCUCAUGAAAGUUAUACUAAAAACAUUGUUUAUAGUGCGCACGGAGCUAGUAGUUGGUCGCUCUUUAAGUGGUGACAGGGAGUUGCAACACAUAAUAAUAAUAUGAGAUGUGACAAUGAUGAUCAAUCU
Molecule: messenger RNA, 3838 nt
Organism: Spodoptera frugiperda (fall armyworm)
Lineage: Eukaryota; Metazoa; Arthropoda; Insecta; Lepidoptera; Noctuidae
Product: nephrin
Exons: 17
Coding region: 378-2837 (819 amino acids)
Molecular function (GO): protein binding
Source: RefSeq, a predicted model, not a curated record